Molecule: messenger RNA, 981 nt
Organism: Tarenaya hassleriana
Lineage: Eukaryota; Viridiplantae; Streptophyta; Magnoliopsida; Brassicales; Cleomaceae
Product: UPF0047 protein YjbQ
Exons: 7
Coding region: 6-692 (228 amino acids)
Source: RefSeq, a predicted model, not a curated record
ACAAAAUGCGUGGAGUAGAAAAAGGCCCUUUUGUGAGGAAACGGAUUCAACGAGUGAUUUUGGUGUCUGCCACUGCCAUUGUUGCAGCUUCGAUUGCGUUUAUUGGGCUUCGAAUCGAUAUGAUGCAGAGCUCAGGCAUCUUGUUGUCGGCGUCGUCCUCGAAAGCUUUCGCUGGUUCUGUUCUUCCUCUCCGUGUUAGCUCUGUCUUCACGCCUGCGAAUCCCUCCACCGAUCGUUCUUCCAUGGCGGCUCCCUCCACCGGUCCCAAGUGGGCGCAGAAGACCAUCACUCUCCCGCCGCAUCGCCGUGGUUGCCAUCUUAUCACUCCUAAGAUUGUGAAAGAAAUAGGGCAAGACUUGUCAGAGUUCAAGUGCGGCCUUGCUCAUGUUUUCUUGCAACACACGAGUGCUUCUCUCACGAUCAAUGAGAACUACGACCCUGAUGUUCAAGCAGAUACUGAAACCUUCUUGAACAGGAUUGUUCCAGAGGGGAAUUCAGCACCUUGGAGGCAUACAAUGGAAGGUCCAGAUGACAUGCCAGCCCAUAUAAAAUCAUCGAUGUUUGGUUGCCAACUCACAGUCCCUAUAACGAAUGGGAAACUGAAUAUGGGGACUUGGCAGGGGAUAUGGCUGUGCGAGCAUCGCGAUGCACCCACAGCCAGAAGGGUGGUGGUCACCCUCAAUGGAAUCUAACGGAAACAAAAAGUUUGCAGCUUUAUGAUUCUCUCAUCAUCUCUUGUCUUGGAAUUGCGAUCAGGUCGGUUUUGUAACGAUUAUCAAUCAGUUUGUCAUAAUGAGACAAUGCCCUUGUCCUCCUGAACACUCGUGGUGUAUAUUUCCUUUUUUUUUUUUUUUUUUUUUUUUUUUUUUGGUAUCAAAAGCUGUAUUUGCGCCGUAGGGCCGGGCGUCGCAUCUGCGGGUAUCUGAAAUUCGAGAACCCGAGUCACGGCAAGCAUUAAGUCGGGUUCCACGGGUUCAAGUU